AUGUGUUAUGAAGAACAUAAGAAGAAGUUCCCAGAUGAAAGUGUUCAGGUAACAGAGAUCAGCAAAAGGUGUUCAGAGAAGUGGAAAGUAAGUCAACCGUUAAAUUAAUAAUUAUUGUCUUUAGACCAUGAAAGAAGAAGAAAAGAAACGAUUCUACGAACUUGCACAGAAGGAUGCGGAACGAUACCAAGCUGAAGUUCAAGCUUAUGGAGGCGAAGAUUCGUUGAGGAAGAAGAAACGUCAAAAGAAAGACCCAAAUGCUCCCAAAAAGGCUCUGUAAGUUCAGUAUUUUAAUACUUAUUGUCGAUUUAGAUCCGCAUUCUUCUUCUUCUCAAAUGAGAAAAGGCCUCAAGUCCAAGCUGAUCAUCCUGAAUGGAAAGUGGGCCAAAUUGCACAAGAACUUGGCAAAUACUGGAAGAACUUAACAGAAGAAGAACGACAAGUAUAUGAACGAAAGGCAUCCGAAGACAAAGCCAGAUACGAUGAAGUAAGUUCUUUUAAACGUCACUUUUGUAAAUCUACUUUGUUAAAAAAUAUGUUACGAAAAUAGGAAAAUUUUAGUUAACAAAAAUGAAAAAAAAUAAACCCCAAACAAAUUUUUCUAGUUUAAAAACAAGUAAACAUAAAUGGUAAUGAAAUUUUUAGGUAACAAAUAUCAGUUUUGAAACUUUUUUUCAGGAAAUGAGGAACUACCGUGCCAACGGAGGUGGAGCACCGUCAGGGAUCUAA
Molecule: messenger RNA, 729 nt
Organism: Bursaphelenchus okinawaensis
Lineage: Eukaryota; Metazoa; Nematoda; Chromadorea; Rhabditida; Aphelenchoididae
Source: the annotation of a GenBank genome assembly